UAUCUUAGAUUUUAUCCAUUUAACAAUAUUUUGGGCUUCAUAAAUUAUUUUAAUUUAGAGCCCACUAUUUUAUUUAAUUGGGCUGCAAAUUUUUUUGUGUCUACAAAUGCUCCCUCAAGACUUAAGUUAUCAAAGACUAGAUAAUUUAAGUCUUGAAUUAUCUAAUAAAAUUUGCUUUAUAUAAUCACAAUUUGAUUUGUAUUUGAUAACUUAUAACUAAUCUCACUUGAUAUAGGAGAGUUAGACUUAUAUAAAGCCAACAUGUGCUAUAGAGUUUGUAUACUCACUCUUUCAACAUCACGCAUAAAAGAUAUGGCCUCCCGCAAACCGUGUUCAGCCCCGAAGACGGAUUCUGAGAGUAGCUCAAACUCGAAUCCACAAUGGAUUACAGAAUCUAGUAAUCCCAAAUUUAAAGGGAAAACAAUUCGUUUUCCGAUGGCUUUUGUUGGACUUCACUCUUCUACAGGCAUGCAGGGUCAUCUUAAAUUUCACGUCAAUAGUGCAAUGACUGGCCGUUUUGCUAUCCCCGGUGUCAAUCGAUUUCAAGGUUUGGAUAUGUCUUUAAUUAGCAGAUCCAAGGAAUUGGCAUCCACGGAUGCCCGUCGUCUUGGCCUACCUUACUUGUGUAUUGCACCACAUCAUAAUGAGGAUGACUUCAUCCCACGACCUUUGAUUGCCGAGAAUAUUGGGAACAAAUUUAUUAGAUGGGGGACAUCUUUGAAUCCCAGAGGAGAGAUUUCAUAUCUAAAUGGCUUUUGGGAGUGGUCCAGACGGGUUGCUGGACUCCUUAAGGAUAGAGGCUUGGAAGAUUUAUCAUUAGCAGUCCAAGCAGCAACGAUGGAAUAUCAUCGUCCCCCUUCAGCAUAUCGGGCUUUAUGUGAGGUAUGGUGUCCUGAAACCAGUACCUUUGUGACGAGGCAUGGAGAAAUUGGCAUUUCUCUUUGGGAAAUGCGAGAUAUUUCCGGAUUGUCUAUACUUGGUGAUUAUUAUGAAGAGGUUAUUCCGAGUUUUAGGGAACUCACUGAUGGAAAAUCUCUUCCAGAUUCUUGUCUUCAUCUCUUUAAGGCUUUUCAACAUAUAGCCGGAGAAAAGGUUAUUGAUCGAAUCAAGCAUGCAGAUUGGCUCAAUUUUUGGCUUAAUGGGGGUUUCUCGGAAACCCAAUCCUCGAGGAGACUCGAAAUAUAA
Messenger RNA from Tripterygium wilfordii, 1185 nucleotides. RefSeq lists its product as uncharacterized. The transcript is spliced from 2 exons. The record is from RefSeq and is a predicted model, not a curated record. Lineage: Eukaryota; Viridiplantae; Streptophyta; Magnoliopsida; Celastrales; Celastraceae. The coding region runs from base 262 to 1185 and encodes 307 amino acids.